Molecule: messenger RNA, 1486 nt
Organism: Juglans regia (Persian walnut)
Lineage: Eukaryota; Viridiplantae; Streptophyta; Magnoliopsida; Fagales; Juglandaceae
Product: protein SENSITIVITY TO RED LIGHT REDUCED 1-like
Exons: 2
Coding region: 449-1282 (277 amino acids)
Biological process (GO): microtubule-based process
Cellular component (GO): cytoplasm; nucleus
Source: RefSeq, a predicted model, not a curated record
AACGCUCCCCUUCCGUUAGAACUUCUGGUGGCACUGAAAGCUGUGGAGGCCCGGCGCCUCGGUAUCGACAAAGACAAAUACUUUAUAAAGAGCAGCAACCAAACACGCCGCAGUUUCAGAGGGCUCUGGAUCGAGGAAAAACCUCCAACCGUGUGGUUGAUCUAACUCCUCUAUCCACUCCCACUCUAACUCACCUACGUUCGCCCACCGCCGCGGCUCAACUACGCCAUUAAGGUACCAUCAAUAAGACCCACCCUUUUUCACUAUUCAUUCAACAAUCUAUUUCUUUGCUGCACUGUUUUGUAACGUUUUUGGUGAUUGGAAGAACCCAUAUUCGCAAAGAUCUGGAAAAGCACUUUUCGAAUUUAAGGAAGAGAAAUAGAAGGAUGAAAUUUGAGACUUUUGGGAAUCGAUUUUCGAAGUUGAGAAGAGAGGAUCUUUGGCAUCAAUGGCAGCAUCAGCAAAAACCCUCACUGUUGCAAACCGUAGUUUAAAUGGAGACUGGACAGUUGUUUUACCCCGUCGUGGCAGACACAAAAAACAUUUGCCAACAAUUAGAUCUCAGGAACAACAACAACCGUGGGUUCCAACUGAUGUUGAAACUGAUCCUAUCAGAACAUCUAAAUUAAUACAGAAGAUGCAGAUCUGCAUGAAGAAAAUUGAGAGCUCUUCAUUCUACCGUACUCUACUGGAUCAAAUUCAAACUCCAGAAAUCUUGCAUUGUUUACAUAGGGUCUUAGGCUCCGAGUCAAAGAUGCAAAUGGUGAUUUAUGGUAUAGGCAGCAUCGAAUCAUAUGAACCCCCUCGAUUGCAGCUUAGCCUUGCAGUCUUGAUGAAGAGGAAGUUCAGUUGGAUUGGAGAUAUUGAGGUUUUUGAUCCUAUUCUUUCUGCAACUGAAUCUCGGGUAUUGGAAGCUCUAGGUUGUUCUGUUCUCUCAGUAAAUGAGCAAGGACAUCGACGUGCUAUAAAGCCAACAAUGUUUUUUAUGCCACAUUGUGAGGCAGAGUUGUAUGACAAUUUAUUGCAUGCAAAUUGGGGAGUGGAGUUGUUGAAUCGUGUAGUCUUGUUUGGAAAUAGCUUCAAGACAUAUGAGCAGCAUAUCUCAGAAUUUAAGAACUCGGCUAUUGUUGGUUCGGCAAAGCGAAUCUUGUCUAUUCGUCCAUUUACAAGGGAAUUCAGGAUUAAUACAGUUUCAGAUGAUUAUUUUGGUGCUUUCCAUGAUUCAAGUUGGCAUUUUUUUGGCCCUGUUCUUGAGACAGAGCUGCGGUCUAUCAAAUUUUGAUGAAAAAUAUCAAAUUGGUUUCAGUAAUUGGAUGAUGUUUGAAACAUAUUUUUUUGUCUUCCAAAUUUCUUUUGGAAGGAAUAUUAUUAUUGUCAUUUGCAUGUAUAGAGUAGGUUGUAUGUUUUGAAGGAUAUAUGGUUUAACAAGUCAAGUAGUAUAGUAUAUAUGAAGGAUAUAUGGUUUAUAGAAUCCGACUUUUAAUUA